Antechinus flavipes (yellow-footed antechinus) is the source of this 4509-nucleotide messenger RNA. It is a transcript of the gene ZSWIM9, whose product is annotated as zinc finger SWIM-type containing 9. The transcript has 4 exons. The record is from RefSeq and is a predicted model, not a curated record. NCBI's taxonomy places the organism in Eukaryota, Metazoa, Chordata, Mammalia, Dasyuromorphia, Dasyuridae. Bases 241 to 2937 code for a protein of 898 amino acids. Gene Ontology annotation, molecular function: zinc ion binding.
CAAAGGGGGUGGGGCAGCUCUCGGACGAGAAGCUGGGGGUUGGGUUAGGCCGAGGUUCCUGGACAGUCGCUCGCGGGGCACGAUGGGAAGAAGGACAAGCACCGUCCCAGAGGAAGAGAAACAAGGCAUUCUGGGAAGAGGGACGGGCCAGGCGCCUGGCCUCGCGGGGCAUUGUGGGAGGGUCCAAGCCGUCAGGAGCCGUUCGUUCUGGCUCUGAGCGGGCGGGAGGGCUUCCCCAGGAUGGAGGAGGAACUGGAAGCAGAGCCCGAGCCCGGGCGAGGACUGGAGCUGGAGCCGCAGUUGGAGCCAGAGGCGGAGCCAGAGGCGCAGCCGGAGCCAGAGCCGGUGCUUGAGCCAGGACGAGAGCUGGGGCUUGAACCCCAGCCGGAGCCCGAGCCCGAGCCCCAUCCGGAGCCAGUGUUGGAUCCAGAGCUAGAGUCCCAGCUGGAGCCAGAAUCAGAGCCAGAAUCAGAGCCCCAGCUGGAGCUGGAAGGGGAGCUCAGACAGGAGCCAGGGCUGGAGCCGGCGCAGGAGCCAGAGCCGAGGUCGGCCUGGGCCGAGGCCACCGCGGCCCAGGAGGAGCGGGAGCUGCAGGACCGGGAGUUCUUCUCGUGGGCCGAGUUCAGCCGCUUCUUCGACGCCUGGUGUCAGCAGCACCGGGCCCUCUUCUUCGUCAAGAGCUCCAUGCACCUGGCCAAAUGCCGCUGGGCCCUGGACACCCAGCUCCACGCGCUCAUCGACGUCCUCAAAUACAGCUACGUGCGGCUGGUCUGCAAGGACGUGCGGGCCCCGGCGGGGCGGCCGGGCCUGGCGGGGAGUCCCCAGACGGGCUGCCCAGCUUUCAUCAUCCUGAAGCUCAGCCCCCUCCGGGACCGCCUGGUGGUGACCGAGUGCCACCUGACCCAUUCACACCCCGCCUGCCCACUGGAGUUUGCCUACUAUUUCCGCCCGGGCCAUCUUCUCGCCAACGCCUGCCUCCCCGUCCGCACCACCAACAAGAUCUCCAAGCAGUUUGUGGCCCCCGCGGACAUCCACCGCCUCCUGUCCUACUGCAAGAGCCGGGACCACGGUGUCCUCGAUGCCCUGCAUGUCUUGGAGGGGCUCUUCCAGGCUGACCCGGAGGCCAAGGUGAAGCUGGUGUUCGUGGAGGACCAAGCCGUGGUGGAGACGGUCUUCUUCCUGACGUCCCCCAUGAUGGCCCUGCUCCGCCGCUUCCCCCUCAUGCUGUUCUUCGACAGGCUCCCCGGGCUGCAGGGCACCUUCGACCUGGCCACCGUGCUGUGCGUGGACGACCGCGGGCGCGGGCGCGAGGUGGCCUGCUGCCUCACGCGCCAGACCUCCCCGGGCCUCCUGCGCUUCACGCUGGCCUCGCUGGUGCAGAGCGUCCCCGAGAUCAAGGGCCGCGUGCGCUGCGUCACCGUGGGGCCCGAGGUGGGCACGCAGCUGGAGGCCGUGCGCGAGCUGCUGCCGGGCGCGCGCGUGCAGAUCUGCCGCGUGCAGGUGCUGGAGACGCUCUUCAGCAAGGCGCAGGAGCUGGGCGGCGCGGGGGAGGACCCGGGGCUCUGGCCGCUGCUCUGCCGCCUGGCCGGGGCCGCCUCGGCCGCCGCCUACAUGGAGGCGCUGGCCGAGCUGCGCGCCACCUGCCCGGCCGCCUUCGUGGACUACUUCGAGCGCAGCUGGGCGCCCCGCAGGGCCAUGUGGGUGCGCCUGUGGGCCUUCGAGACGGCCCGCAACGUGGACGCCUGCGCCCUGGUGCGCGGGCACCGGCAGCGCCUGCUGCGCGGCCUCAGCCCCUCGCCCACGGUGGCCCAGUGCAUCCGCGACCUGGUGGCCCUGCAGCGGGGCCACGGGGACGGGGAGGGGCCGGCGGGCGACGAGGGCCCGGCCAAGGCCCCUCCCAGCGGCCCCGGGGCGGGGCUGGAGAACGGCGGCAGGUGGGGGGCGCAGUGGGGGGAUCGAGGCGGGCGGGGGAUGCGGGCGGGGGAAGGAGCCGCGCAGUCGGGGGACAGGGGACCGAGACUGGGGGGCUUCCAGGGAGGAGAGCCCGGGGACAGGGCCGAGUGGGGGGCGCGUUUCGGGGAGAGAGACGUGCAGCUUGUGGACGGAGGGGAGAAGGAGACGCAGUUGGGAGACAGGGGGAUGUUCUUGUGGGAAAGAAGCGGCCACUUAGGAGACCGGGAGGAGAGGGCCCGGCAGCCUGGGGGAGGCGGCGUCCAGUUGGGGGAGCGAGGAGAGAGGGGGCUGCCUUUGUGGGAGAGAGGCGUGCCGCUGGGGAGCAGAGGGGAGCGGAGGCUGCCGCUGGGAGACAGAGGGGAGAGGGGCUUCCGUCUGUGGGAGCGAGGCGUUCAGUUAGGGAGCAGAGAGGCGAGCAGGACGCAGUUGGGAGACGGCGACGUACAGCUGGUGGUCGGAGGGGAACGGACAGAAUGGGCUGCGGGGGGCCUUCAGCUGGACGCCAGGGGGGACAGGGGGCCGCGUUUGUGGGAUGGAGGGCAGACGAUGCAGCUGGGGGACAGAGAGGAGCCCGGGGCCGCCUUCGGGGAGCUUCAGGGAAGAGGGAGGGCGGGCGGGGUUGCGGAGGAGAGGCUGGGAGCCCGGAAGCGGCCCCGAAGUUCCUCGGAGGAGGAAGAUUGGGAGCUGCUGUCCAGAUUCCGGGCCGUGUGCGGGCCAGAACUGGCCGGCCUGGUGGCUGAGGAGCUGACCUUUGCCCGGCAGCACGGGGUCAGGGGCUUCCGCUGGACUGGCUCGGGCUACACUCUGCAGGACGGGACCUCGGACUUCCUCCUGGACGCGGCGCUGACGCGCUGCAGCUGCUCCAUCCACGCCGCCCGCCACCUCCCCUGCCGACACCUCUUUGCUGCCCGCCUGGUGGUGGGGGCCGCCCUGUUCCACAUGGACCUGCUCAGGGACAGCUGGGGAGGGGCCCCCGAGCCUUGAGCCUCGCACUUCUGCCCCCUGCGCCUCCCGCCACCAGGAGUGAGGGUGCUCACGCGCCGAGGUCCCCAAAGCAGGGAGCUCCCUUUUAGCCUCCCUUGGGGAAGGACAAGUGCUUGGAGAUCCCCAGCCCAUCCCCUGCGUGGUGGACAGAACGAUUCCUCCGCGGCGGCCAUAGAAUUCUUCCCCCUUCCUAUCCCCCUAGAGGAAUGGAAAAGGUGAUGGCUGAGGGAUGGGGGCAGAAGAGGAUUAAGAUGAGGAAGGAAAGAGAGGCUGGGUUGGGGGAGGGAGCGAAAGGAGACGGGAGACGAGGAGAGCCGAAGGUGAGAGUACGGGAGGAGCCGGUUAGCUGGCUCCCUCACGGGGUCCCCCAUCCAGCCCAGGGCUGCUGGGCCGGGAGGGAGGAGAGAGCGGGAAAGAUUGUGGGCGCCGAGUUUGGCCAGGGGGAUCUCCGGGGCCGCCCCGCAGGAAGAGUGCGAGAGCGCAUCUCCGUUCGCCCAAGAAGGGCUCUUUCUGGUGAGCGAGGAUGCGGGGGAGGGGCUACAUGGGGGCGGGGCUUUGCAUCCCCUCCAAUCCCAAGCAUUUCCAGAGUUCCUCUCGGGUGGCAGGCAAGGGGAAAAAAAACAAGAAAAAAGAAAAAAAAAAAAAAAAGCUAGCUUUCCCUCGUAGAGCUUAAGUUCCCCUGGGGCCGCUAGCCCUCCCACCCACCGGUCUGAGUCCCGUGCGCUCCGUACCGAGCCCUAGGCCUGGUUGGGGGCGGGGCUUCUAUUGCUUCUGCCAUGAGUUAAAUCUGGGAAAUCUCAGAAUAUCUUGUGUCUCCUCGGGCUCCGCAAAUGUGGGUAGUUGGGUUCCCCGCACAGACACUCCAGGUAACAAAUGGAUUUUUUCAGGGACUUGUUAGUUUCCUCCAUUUGUAUCCUAGGAGUAAGCUGUGGGAUUGAAUUGAUUCUGAGCAAGUCCCUUUCAUUGGGCCUCAGUUUCCUCAUCGGUAAAAUGGGAGCGUUUAAUGGAUGGUCUAUAGGACGUUUGAAGCCCUCCAUCCUAUAAAAUUCUAUAGAAUGAUCGAUAAAUGGGAUUGAGCUGUGGGGGCUGGAGUGCUUGGAAAAAGCACAGAGAUUUGGGGUUUCCGGGGCUCUAGACCCUGUAGUUCCUUCUGUCUCCCUGGUUCCCGUGGGUGGUAAACAUCCAGAAAGCAGCAGGAUUCUAGCUGAUAAGACUAAACUGAGGGAGGGGCCCGUUAAUGGCCAGGGCUUCCUUGCUCCUACAUUCAGAGCUCCCAUCACCAGGGGAUUAGAGCAUUUAGUGCUAGGAGGGAGUGACAGACACCCUUUAAUUUCCUGAAUACUAGAGAGAAGUAGUAAGCAGAGCCCACAUUUGAAACCAGCAUAUCUAACUUCAAAUCCAGUGCCCUUUUCACCGUAUUCCUCUGAAAACUGGGCUGUAGGAUGGAAUGGAAGAGAUGAGACCCGGAUGGGGCAUCUUGGAACAUGGAAGGAGGUUUGGCUUGGUCCUCAGCCCGAUCCCACUGUCCUUGUGAUGCUCAUUGAUCUCUAGUAAACUUCUUUGGGCCUGGUA